Lodderomyces theae is the source of this 2010-nucleotide messenger RNA. RefSeq lists its product as uncharacterized. Gene Ontology annotation, biological process: retrograde transport, endosome to Golgi; protein targeting to vacuole. Gene Ontology annotation, cellular component: endosome. The coding region runs from base 1 to 2010 and encodes 669 amino acids. The record is from RefSeq and is a predicted model, not a curated record. Gene Ontology annotation, molecular function: phosphatidylinositol-3-phosphate binding. NCBI's taxonomy places the organism in Eukaryota, Fungi, Ascomycota, Pichiomycetes, Serinales, Debaryomycetaceae. The transcript has 3 exons.
AUGAGUAGCAGCAUAUUUAACACUGGCGAAGAAGAAGACCCAUGGUCUUCAACAGCCGGCUGGAACGACGACAAACCAGUUGUCACGAGCCCCAUCCCUUCGCUAUCACCAACGCCAUACCAAUCCACAUACCUCACCUCGUCGCAAUUACUCAAUCAACCCAGAGCAGAGCAACGGCAUCAAUCAACAAACACAGUGUCAAUCUCAAAUGUGCCAGCGAGCUAUGAAUCGCUUCGCUCGCAUCUCCUCAACAAGAUCACCACCAUUAACGAUUUCGAGUAUUAUGUAUUUGACAAAUUGAUUGAUUUGCAGUAUUUAACAAGUUACCAAAAACUGAAGAUCUUGGAUAUUGUAUAUGACAACAAUUUGGUUCCCGUGACGUUGGCGCAAAAUUUCUAUCAAAUCUUGGGAUUGGUUGCAUUGGAAAUUGAUGUGCCCGGCUCGGGAGAUUUCGUUACUUUACAGUUCAAAUUGCAAAACUUGCCCGAGUUGCCACAACUGUUUCUCAAAUUGGUUGCCAAGGAAGUAGGCGAUAACGAUGACAAUGGUGGUGAUGGCGACAGUGGUGUCAUUAAUGAUCCGCUUAGGGCCAUGGCCAACACUUCACGAACCGAGGAUAAUGAAGUUGAUGAUUGGAAUCAGAGGGGUAAAGUUGACCCUAUACUAACUGACCAUUCUGACUCGCAACAUCAAAUGCUUGGUGACGAGGAGGAUAGCAGUAACGACAGAGAUGAAAUCAAUCCUCAGAAUACAUCGUAUAUUGAGAAAUACAUUGAGGAUAUCAGAGAUGAGUUUAAACCGUUGAUUCUUGAUGAGACUCCAGUCAAGAUUAGGGAGCUGCCUGAAAAGGAAGGUCUCUUGUUCAAGCAUAUAAACUACACAAUCACUCACAACUUGGCGUUGGGACCAGGCGCACUGGGCCUUUUGGGAGGACAUAAGAAGGUAGUCAGGAGGUACUCUGACUUUGCAUGGUUGUUGGAGUACUUGUUACAAAAGUACCCGUUUAGGGUGAUUCCGGGUCUACCACCAAAAAAGUUCACGGAUUCGCAAUUUUUACAACGUCGUCGUCGUGGCUUGCACAGGUUCUUGAACCAAUUGGUUAAACAUCCAGUUUUCAGACAGGAACCCAUAGUCCAAUCGUUCCUCACCGUGCCCUCUGACUUGGCCACUUGGAAAAAACAAGCCAAGAUUGACUACUCGAUUGAAUUCAAGGGUCAGAAAAUCCAAACUGAAUUCAUCAAUAUUAUAUGGCCAGCCAUAAGUGAGGAGUUUUUACGUAAUUGGGCUCUUGCCGAACAAAAUAUUCGUGGGUUGAUUGAGAAAUGGACCAAAUUGGUUAUUCUUGUUGAACGACAUGAAAAGAGACAACAACAAAUGAGUUAUGAUAAUCAAAAAUUUGUUGAGAUUUUAAACCAGUUUAGGAAAUUGGAUACUACGGUGUACCCACAAGACGACAACUCUUCUUCAUCAGCAACUGCCAUGUUGCAGAAUAAUGAUGUUGAGGCGAUAAAUGCCGGAUUGACUUCGAUUGGAGAGUAUUAUACCAAGUCGUCACAAGUUAUAGUCGACGACAGUUAUACCAUCAACACGACGAUAUUGGAAAAGUUGAAAAACUAUAUGGACUAUUUGUACUCACUUCUUGAGUUGUUUGAAAGAAGCAAGAACUUAUCAGGGAACCAAAUUGAUACAUUGAACAAACGCAUCAAGGAGAAUGAAUUGAAUUUCAAAAAAGUGACAGCGGGGCCAACAAAUGGUAAAGAAGUUGAGAUUAACAAGUUGCGACAAUCAAUCAUAAAUGAUAAACAAGAGAUUUUCCAGCAAUUGAAUCGAGAUUGGUUGAUCAAGCAGUGUUGUUUCAAAGAGUAUGUUAUGUUUCAAGAGACCCAGUACUUGGUAAGUGAAGUGUGGGUCGAGUGGUGCAGAGGCAGACACAAGUUUCAGGAGAAAUUGACUGGGUUGUCGGAAAAUUUGAGUGCAGAGUUGAUAAAUGAUAUGCCAUUGAGUAGAUGA